This is a messenger RNA of Lytechinus variegatus (green sea urchin), 708 nucleotides long. Its product is annotated as dnaJ homolog subfamily B member 1-like. Gene Ontology annotation, molecular function: protein-folding chaperone binding. NCBI's taxonomy places the organism in Eukaryota, Metazoa, Echinodermata, Echinoidea, Temnopleuroida, Toxopneustidae. The coding region runs from base 1 to 672 and encodes 223 amino acids. The transcript is spliced from 2 exons. Gene Ontology annotation, biological process: negative regulation of transcription by RNA polymerase II. Gene Ontology annotation, cellular component: cytosol. The record is from RefSeq and is a predicted model, not a curated record.
AUGGCACCAAGGAAAGCACCAGCGAUUGGAAUUGAUCUGGAGGAAGGACUGAAGGGAGGUGCAGGUGCCCCGCAAGGAGAACAAGGAGAGAACUACUCUUGGUCAUUCCAUGGCGAUCCAAAUGCAACCUUCACAAGCUUCUUUGGAAAUAGCAACCCAUUUGAAAUGUUUUUUAAUGUUGGUGGAAUGGGCGGCCAGCAGAACACUCGUUUUAACUUCUCCGGUGGCCAACCCGAAGCAAUGGACGUUGAUGACGACUUUGGAUUUGGUGGGUUCCCGGGAGUCCACCAACAGCGAAGCAACAGUCAAAGGAAGCGCCAAGAUCCACCAGUACACCAUGACCUAAGGGUCACACUCGAGGACAUCUUCCGUGGGUGCACAAAGAAAAUGAAAAUCAACCGUCGAGUGUUGAAUGAAGAUGGCCGAACGACGAGGACUGAGGACAAAAUCCUUGAAAUUAAUGUGAAACCUGGAUGGAAGGAAGGCACCAAAAUCACAUUUCCCAAAGAAGGAGACCAAGGUCCAAAGAAAACUCCUGCAGAUAUUGUGUUCACCCUCAAAGACAUACCACAUUCAGUUUUCAACAGAGAUGGGAGUAAUUUAGUCUACAAAGCAAGAAUUCCACUUAGAGAUGUAAGUAUCUUAACAAGCUUUAAAGAGAAAUUCCAGUAGUUGCAGUAAACACUGAUUUCAUGAGAAAGUCUGUAA